Molecule: messenger RNA, 861 nt
Organism: Funneliformis mosseae
Lineage: Eukaryota; Fungi; Glomeromycota; Glomeromycetes; Glomerales; Glomeraceae
Source: the annotation of a GenBank genome assembly
AUGACGGAGCCGGCUUCUUCCUUUAAAUCUAUAAUUCUCGUGACUAUUUUCGCAGUGUGUGUUUCCCUUUUCGCAUAUAAUACCGAAGUUGGUAAAGACUUCAUUGAUAAAGUUCCGGAUAGCUUUUUUCUUGCCAAAUACAUAAAACAAACUGCCGAAAUGGAUACCAAAGACUUUACUCCCAUUGAAGUCUUAAGAGAUAUAACCCUUACCGAACUCAAAGACAAUACAACAUUUAAAGCAGGAAUUAUUUGGAAAAGUACUCCUGCAUUGAUAUUAGUUGUUCGUCGACCUGGUUGCCAAUUAUGUCGGGAAGAAUCUAUGAGAAUUUCUUCUCUGCGUGAAUUAAUAUCGGAAAAAAUGGGUCUAAAUAUGGUAGCAAUUGUACAUGAGAAUCUGAAUAAUGAAGUUGAAGAUUUUAAUCAAGGAUUUUGGAAAGGAACUGUAUAUUUCGAUAAAGAAAAAUCAUUUUUCAGUGCAAUUGGAGGUGGUAAAAUACAAUAUGCGGGUUUAACGAAUAUACUUAAGCCAUCUGUAUGGUCAAACAUCCGGAGAAAUUACAAGAGUGGUGUCGGGGGCAACUUUAAAGGAGAUGGAAGAGUUUUGGGAGGACUCUACAUUAUCAAAUCUGACACAAAAGGAGAAGAAGUAAUUUAUCAAUAUCGAGAAAAAGUAUGGGGAGACCAUGCACCUCUCGAGGAAGUGUUGAAAGCAUGUGAACUCGUUUCCCCCAAAAAUGGUGAAGCUUCAAUCCAAUCUGACAUAAAAGCAGCUUUGGAAAAGGUUAAAUCCGAAACUUUACUUUCAAAUAAGGAUGAAGGUCCUUCGAAGACGUGUAAUUCUCAAGAAUCUUGUGGUUAA